AUGUAUGCAGCUGAGCCGAUUGUGCCGGUUUGUGAUCGGAACAACAUCGACAUCGCCGAAGCGGACCCUCGUAAAAGAUGUUUUACGCUGUAUUUUUGGUGAGU
Messenger RNA from Cylicostephanus goldi, 104 nucleotides. The record is from the annotation of a GenBank genome assembly. Lineage: Eukaryota; Metazoa; Nematoda; Chromadorea; Rhabditida; Strongylidae.